AUGAUGGUCCUGGGUGGGUUUAGGGACGUUCGGAGUCGGUUGGUCUGCGGGGUGGGCGAGCGCCACGCUGAGGAAUCGCGGGCCAGUCCAGGACAGGCGGAAGGCGGCCUCUGGGUGCUGCUGAGAACAACUCGGGUGGGGGAAGGGUCGUGGGGAAAAGUAGAGUUCAGCGUGUUUCUGUCUUUGCGUGUAGGACUAUCAGAGGAGGCGCAGAGGAGCGGCGCGGGGUAUUUCCCGGUCCCGGGGAAAGCCGGCUGCGCCCGCGGCGCCCGCGCCGUGGCCCCUCUCCCGAGGCGGCGAACGCUCCCCCCGGCCCGGGCCGCGGCCCUCCCGCCCCGGCGGAGGCGCGCGGUGGAUUGUGGGCUGGGGGCUGCGGCGGCCUCGCAGCGGCCUCCGUGGUCGCGGCGCGGCGCGGCGGCGGCUCCUCUGGAGGCCGGGGAUGUGGGAGAGGCGGUGGCAGCAGCGGCGGAGGCGGCGCUGCGGACCCGGGGGAAACUGCUGGCUGACAGGACACCCGGGAGAGACGUGAGGGAGCCGCCGCUGCCGCCUCUCACCCGCCGCCUCUCAGCACAGGAGGCCCUGUGCUCCCCCCGGCCGACGGGCCAGCCGGCGCGGGGCGGGGGCGGGAAGCCGGGUUCGGGCCCGGCGGGGCUCAGGGCGGCGGCGGCCGCGGAGCAGCCUCGGCGCGACGUGGAGGGCUGGAGGCGGCGGCGAUGCACUAGGCCUCGCUCUGGGGCGGCUGCCCGGGACCCGCAGGUAGGUGUCGGGCCGGCCCCACUCGCCCCCCGGCGCUUCGCGGCUCACGCUCACCCCGACCUCCGGUGGAGAGAGGGCCCGAGACCCCACCCCCUGUGUCUCCUCCCCGGCCCGAAGCCGAUAGAGUUUCGGUCACAACUGACGGGCGCUGAAGCUUCCCAUUCUCCUCUCGGCCGCCUCCACCUCUGCAUUUUCGGUCCGGCUUUGGGAUCAGGGCCGGCAGCUGUUCUCCCCACCUCCGGUCGGCGGCCGAAAACGCUGCUGUCCCCCCUCUCGCCCCUCUCUGGGAUCCGGGCUUUGGAACUUCCACCACCCUCCUUAGAUGCCGCCCCCAAACUUUCCCUUUCUUUUUCCAGCCGGGCCCUUAACCCUCUUUUGAGCCUACUGGAAUAAAUAAAUGGAAAAAAAGAAAAAAAAA
Molecule: messenger RNA, 1174 nt
Organism: Neomonachus schauinslandi (Hawaiian monk seal)
Lineage: Eukaryota; Metazoa; Chordata; Mammalia; Carnivora; Phocidae
Product: translation initiation factor IF-2-like
Exons: 3
Coding region: 1-1149 (382 amino acids)
Source: RefSeq, a predicted model, not a curated record